CUCAGCUCCCGCGCGACGCCUCCAAUUCCUCCCUCAUGUCCCUCAAAACCUGCUCUCGGCGCUUGUUGAAACUUCACACAACCUCCCUACCUCUCUGCACGCAGUUUCGCUCUCAGUUCCUCAUCCAAAACACCAUCUACCGAGCUCACACAAGACCCCUCAGCGGAACUAGAUCCUUCAACAUGUCCAACGACGACGACUACAUGGCCUUCCUCAACAAGGCGAACCAGGAUACAGGCACCGACGCGACUACACAGCAAAAGUCUUCCGUGUUCAAGGCCAAGGAUACGGGUAGCGAGGUACCCAAGGAGAUCCGCAACGUGUGCAAGAGCGCCGUCUACGUCUCGGACGCCGACGAGCCAUUCGAAGAGGUCUCGCUCAAGUGGGAGGGCAAGAACGGACUACCAACUGAAUCCGAGUUUGCCAAGCUCAUCAACCACUCCUCCCCCGACUCUGUAGAAAUCAAGAUCCUCGACCCCCUCAACUGGGACUCGCAAGGCCAGUACACCAACGUCAUCGAGGCGGUGCGCGAAGCGUCCAAGGGAAACGACGUGCGUGUAUACCAGAUCGUCCGGGAUGCCACGAGGGUCGAGUACUGGGUUGUCUCGCACGCCGAUGGCAGGCUCAUCGGCGCCAAGGCACUGUCGGUUGAGAGCUGAGAUGGAGUUGUAUCGCUUGGGAUGGAUAUGGGAGCCUCGGGAUAUUGAUUUUUGCAAACGCUGAUUGUGCAUAUGAGGUUGCUGGCCUUGCCGGGCUGGUUGCCUGCUCUCUCGUUACCUACUGGCAUUCUAAACCUUAAUGGAAUGCACAUCUUGGACGAGAUUCACGAAUAAAUGAUUGAAACAUG
Messenger RNA from Fusarium vanettenii 77-13-4, 847 nucleotides. RefSeq lists its product as uncharacterized. The record is from RefSeq and is a predicted model, not a curated record. NCBI's taxonomy places the organism in Eukaryota, Fungi, Ascomycota, Sordariomycetes, Hypocreales, Nectriaceae. The transcript has 2 exons. Bases 36 to 659 code for a protein of 207 amino acids.